Molecule: messenger RNA, 900 nt
Organism: Malassezia vespertilionis
Lineage: Eukaryota; Fungi; Basidiomycota; Malasseziomycetes; Malasseziales; Malasseziaceae
Exons: 1
Coding region: 1-900 (299 amino acids)
Source: RefSeq, a predicted model, not a curated record
AUGGACGACGCAGACGCAGACGGCGCUUCGCGCACACGCAAUGUAUCAUUCAGUCCUACGAAAGACUAUUUUGAGCCGGAUGAGCGCGGAGUGGGCCAGCCACCGGCAAAAGCGCCGCCGGUCAAAUCUGCUUUGAAACGGCGCAACCAACCGAGCCUGCCGCCGCCGGCACUGUACCAACAUGCCGACCCUCUUUUGCGAAGGCUGCGCCUCUAUGAUGGGUACGCGCGCCCGGUGAAUUUAAAAGAAGCGUUCCGGGAUACUGAGCUUGUCAUGUUCUUGUUUGGGAGCCAGUGGGGUGCGGAUGCCAGCAAAGGGACGAGCUCGCUUGUGGCGGAUCUUUGCCGCGAGUAUGUGCACAAACUAAAAGUUAUCUACAUCAGCGUCGAUACAGAUAAGAAGCUCUACGAUCAGGCGACGUAUAAUAAGCCUUGGCUCUCCAUGGAGUGGCACGACGGCUCGUCGGAGGAUGCCGUGAAGGACGCGGAUGCCGCCGACGCAUCGAACGAGUCGUUCCUGCUGGCGGGCGACGUCGAUUUAGACGAGUAUGUCGUGCACACGGACAAAUCAGGGAACGUGUAUGCGCGGCCAUUCAGCCGCGUGUACAUGGCAGAUAAAAUGCAGAUCCUCAUGACGCCGGCCCUCGCAGUAUACCACGUUCCCACCCGGAAGUUUUUGGAUCGCAACGUGCGCAUUUCGCGUCUGCGAAUGGGCCGUGCCAAGGAGACAAUUGCUGGGUGGCUUGCGGGGAAGCCAUCGCUCUCGUUUCAUGUGCUUGAUGCCGUGUAUCUCGCUCCGUGGACGACGGUGCUUGUUGUGCUUGCAAUCUUUUAUAGCCUGCUCCUCUACUUUGGCGGCGAGCAGUAUAAUGUGCGCUCCAUUGUACAGCAGUUUUUAUAG